Tyto alba (common barn owl) is the source of this 3344-nucleotide messenger RNA. RefSeq names its product 5'-nucleotidase ecto (gene NT5E). Gene Ontology annotation, biological process: AMP catabolic process. Bases 414 to 2126 code for a protein of 570 amino acids. Lineage: Eukaryota; Metazoa; Chordata; Aves; Strigiformes; Tytonidae. Gene Ontology annotation, molecular function: 5'-nucleotidase activity; metal ion binding; nucleotide binding. The transcript is spliced from 9 exons. The record is from RefSeq and is a predicted model, not a curated record. Gene Ontology annotation, cellular component: plasma membrane.
CGUACUAAACAUUCACCAAGGCUUCCUGUAGGCACUGGAGUUUGUCCUUUCGCUGCUGGCUCAGUUCUCAUCUCGCUUGACUUCCAGCAGCCGGCUGCGAGCCCAUCUCCGGCCCGGCAGCAGCCCCGCUGCGGGGAAGGACGCGGGUGGGGAGGCGCGCACCGCGGGCAGCCGCCCCGAGCCCUCCGCACACGCCCACCGGGCGCGGAGCACCUGCGGCUUCCGCGCCCGACGCGCAGCGAGCGCCUUUGCCGCGGGCGGGUGUCGGCCGGAGAGCUCCCCGGGCCGGCGCGCAAGUUGCGCGGGUUCCCCGGCGGCUCGCCCGCUCCCCGCCCCGCUCCCCAAUCCCUCCUCCCCUCCCGCAGCCACCACCCACCCGCGGUCCCGCGGAGCGGCGCGGAGCCCCCCGCGGCAUGGCGGGGCGGGCGGGCGCGCUGUGGCUGUGCGCGGCGGCGGUGCUGGGCGCGGCGGCGGAGCUGCGGCUGACCCUGCUGCACACCAACGACGUGCACGGGCGGGUGGAGGCGCACGGCGCAGGGACGCGGAGCUGCGCGGCCGCGGAGGGGACGGCGGGCUGCUUCGGCGGCGUGGCGCGGCGGGCGGCGCGGGUGGCGGCGGAGCGGGCCGCGCAUCGCAACGUGCUGCUGCUGGACGCCGGGGACCAGUACCAGGGCACGGUGUGGUUCUCCCGCUUCAAGGGCUGGGAGGCGGUCCACUUCAUGAACCUCCUGCGCUACGAUGCCAUGGCUUUGGGGAACCAUGAGUUUGAUGAAGGUGUGAGCGGAUUAUUGGAUCCUCUUCUUAAAAAUGCUAAUUUUACAAUCCUGAGUGCAAACAUUAAGGGGAAAACCCCAUUAGCAAAUGAAAUGAUGAAAUAUGUUAAUCCUUUUAAAAUAGUACAUUUUGACUCAGAAUUAGUAGGAAUUGUUGGCUACACUACAAAGGAAACUUCUUUUCUUUCACAGCCAGGGGAUGAUAUCAUCUUUGAAGAUGAAAUUGAAGCAUUGCAAGUGCAAGUGAAUGAACUUACUGCUAUGGGAGUGAACAAAAUAAUUGCACUAGGACACUCUGGGUUUACUGUGGACAAAAAUAUUGCUCAAAAGGUGAAAGGAGUGGAUGUUGUAAUUGGAGGACAUACAAACACAUUUCUCUAUACAGGCACCCCACCCUCUACUGAACAGCCCGCUGGCCCGUAUCCGUUCAUGGUUGACUCAGAUGAUGGGAGGAAGGUGCCAGUUGUACAAGCUUAUGCUUAUGGAAAAUAUCUCGGUUACUUAAAUGUUACAUUUGACAAGAAAGGAAAUGUAGUUGAAGCAGUUGGAAACCCCAUUCUGCUGGACAGCAGUGUUCCUGAAGAUGAGCACAUCAAAGAAGAAGUGGAAAAAUGGAGGAAAAACCUGGGGAAUUAUUCUAAAGAGAUUGGAAAAACUAGUGUUUACCUGAAUGGUACAAGCCAAGCGUGCCGUUUCCAAGAGUGCAACAUGGGAAAUUUGCUUUGUGAUGCUGUGCUUUAUGAGAAUGUCGGACGUCCAGAUAAAAAGUCAUGGAACCAUGUUUCAGUGUGCAUCCUGAACGGAGGUGGGAUACGGUCAGCCAUUGAUGAACAGAGCACGAAUGGUAGCAUUACUGUGGAAGAUUUGCUGUCUGUUUUGCCAUUUGGAGGUCGUUUUGAUUUGGUAAGGUUAAAAGGCUCCACUCUGAAAGAAGCUUUUGAGCACAGUGUGCACAGGUACGGAAGAGGAAGCGGCGAGCUGCUGCAGGUUGGAGGCAUCCACGUGGUCUACGAUCUCUCCAGAGCCCCAGGAAGCAGAGUCGUCAGCUUAGAAGUGCUUUGCACAGCCUGCCGAGUCCCGGCCUAUGUCCCACUCCAGAUGGAUGAAAUAUACAACGUGACUCUGCCAUCCUAUAUGUUAUUUGGAGGAGAUGGCUAUCGUAUGCUGAAAGACAAGAAUCUGGGAUACAGUAAAGGUGAACCUGAUAUUGAGGUUAUUUCACGUUACCUCCAGAGAAUGAAGAGAGUUUACCCAGCAGUUGAAGGUCGAAUAAAGUUUUCUUCUGGAAGUCUUACUGAAGCAAGCCUCGCCCUGAUUUUUGUAUUGUUCACUGUAACAUUCCUGCAUACCUGAUUUUGUGUUUUUGUUUGGAGGAAGGCAAGAGGAAAGAUACUGCUGAUGAAAGAAAACAGUUCUUAAAAUGAAUGACUGGUGAUGGUGCUGCACGUCAACCGUAAACAGCACGAGCAAUUGUCUUUAACCUGGUAGAGUCAUUGAAGCACACCCCGCAGAGUGAGGGGGCAGAGUUCAUGACUUCCCUCCGAUUGAAUCAGCAGAUACCCACAGUUCACUUGGAGGUUUCAAAAAGCAAAGUUUCAGUGAGUACUAAUGCUCCAUCAUAAAACCACUGACCGAAACAGGGUAUUUUUAACUAGUCACAUUCUUCUACCUGCUUUAGAUAGUGACUCAAUUAAGAAUCUGAUUCCAGCCACAUAAACAAGCUUCUAGAAAUUAGUUUACUACAGGUGUAUAUACCUUUCUUUGAUCUCCACUCAGGUUUAAAGCUUUCAAUCUAGUAAGGCUACUUUGCUUCCAGUCGUAUUUAUCAUACCUAUACCAGUGCCUGAAGCAGCUGGAUUAAACUCAGUGUCAUUAAAAGCAUGAGACCCAUUAAAGAAAGUUUUUCCAUUUUACUUUUGAAGAUGCAACGUCUCACUUAUGUCUUCCAUUAAUAAAGGAAAGGAUGCAAUGAAAGCUUGAUUUGAUUUUGAUUAAUUUUAACAAAUUGAGUAUAUGUACUUCACUAUUCAGUAUGACCACUUUGGGGACUGUACCUAGAGUGAGAACAUAAUCUAUGAUUAGGUUUCAUCUUUAUACGCUCAAUUUUACACCUUCUCCCAAAGACCAAAGCCCAGGACUCCUGACCAUUACUCUCUAUGAGCAACGUUCAGGGAAAAUGUCGCAUACGUGCAUAGACUCCUGCAGCAGCAUUUGGAAAUCUCCCAGUAAUGGGGCUUUCUACACCAUAAUCUGGCUUUAUCAUAACUGUGAUCACACCUCGAAAGCCUGUCUAUUCUGUGGGGAGGCCAUGUUUAAAAAAUACACAGUUCUGAGACAGAGGCUAAUGAGUAUAAAAUCAGAAAUCCGCUUAAAUGCCAAGUCUACAUUUCUGGCACUUUAUCAGGAAGUAAUUGCUUAUAAAUGAGUGCAAAUUAUGAUUAUUUUUCUAAGAUCGUUCACAUUUGGAAUUUUGACAUCAGUGUGUUUCCAUGUUGUUUAUUGCUGUAUUAAACUAAUUAUCAGUGUUUUGAAUAAACCUGCUUUGUUUUUCUGGAAAGCUCACUACACACU